Molecule: messenger RNA, 2581 nt
Organism: Lentinula edodes (shiitake mushroom)
Lineage: Eukaryota; Fungi; Basidiomycota; Agaricomycetes; Agaricales; Omphalotaceae
Exons: 7
Coding region: 1-2568 (855 amino acids)
Source: RefSeq, a predicted model, not a curated record
AUGCCUUCUACUCCUCCCUCUUCUUCUCUUAGUAAACCUCCCAGUCCUUCUCGCCAAAAGAAAGACAAAUCGCCUAUCCGACAAUCUCUUUCAAAGGUAAUGGGCCUGUUCAAAAAAGGAACAUCUACUCGACAACUACGUGAUUCAACGCCAUUACAAUCUACACCAUCUGGGUCGCGCCUUUCUGGAUCCCUCCUAUACCUCUCACGAAAUGAGUCAGCUGGUACAAUCUGGAUUCCUUGCACCGCGACACUCGAAAGCGGAAAUCUUCGACUCGCUUACUCGACUCCUCAAAACUGCUGCAACAUUUUCCCUAUACAGCUGAAGCACUGCUCCGACGUCCGUUCCUUGUCUACGUGCGAACUUCCCGACGAGGAAUUGAUGCUUUUGCGCACUACUGCGUGUUUACCUGGGGAACCCAGGGUCUUCGAACUCGUCUUUGAUGGAGCAGUGGAAAAGUUUGCUGUUCCAUCCGUAACGGACAGAGCGAGUUGGGUUAGUACAAUUUGGGAUUCGAUCCUCUUAAUGCAAGAAUCAAAAAGCGUCUACAGAUUUGAAGAUUCGGAAAAGCUUCACUCAACCAGAUUGGAGUAUGACAUGACCACGCCUAUCGCUAAUCUCUCUAAACCUCUCCCUCCGCCUGUAGAAGAAAGAAGUUUGCCUGCCCUUCCUUCUUCAAGUGAAUGUGAUAUAGACGAUGCUUCUCUGUUCUCUUGUGCGACACCUCUGGAAACGUCGCACAACUUCUUCAAUGUACAGCCUGAACUCGAGGUCUUAUCUUGCUCAAUGCCGCCUAUCAUUGCUCAUAGUCUAUCAAUCCCUUGUACUUCACCACAAUCUCUUCGCAGUACUUCUAUCGCCAACUUAAGCAAACGAUCGAUGGUCAAGCAGCGCCUCGCUCAAAUGGAACAAGAUCACUCUCAGAAUUCACCCAAGUUUCCCCCCGCUUCACCGCGAAGGGGCAGGACUCUUCCUUCCCCCUUUUCUCCCAGUAAAGAUCAACAUGCCGAAUUCAAAGGCGCAACUCUGGUUAUGCAGCAAACAAAUACGAGUGAUUCGAUAGUUGAUUCAUACAGCUAUUCGGAUCAAACUGUUCCUGCGAGCACUGGUGCGCGUCUUCCUUGGUCUCGACCCGCCGUGUCUCCGAUAGCAGAGGAUAUUAAAAAGGAAGUUACGGAAGCCAAAUUUCUGCACAAUGCUAUCCCUCUGCGUGUCGAUACUAGCGCUGAAACUCUGUAUCGCUCCAGGACUAACGUCGAAACGUCUGAAAACUUUCCGAUGCAUCCUCAACCAUACCAUGAUACAGCAGAUCUGAUUGCAGCUCAAGAAGUUCAGAACUCUAAACAAACGGUUGCCUUGAAUCACCUCCGCCACACGCUAUCCGGCGUAGACAAGAAAAUAUCUAACACAGACCGUACUCUGUUAUCCAUCGAUCAAAGAUUAGAAGGACUUCAAAGUUGCAUUGACUCGGUUGUAUCGAAAUCAUCUUCAGAUAAGUCUGAUAAUGCUCACGCGCAAGAUCUAGCGGACAUUCAUGAAUCCCUACAUGGACUACAAGCACUCUUAACUUCUAACGUUGUCGAUAUCUUGAAAGGAAUGGAGGAAGCAGAAUCCAAGAGCCGACCAUCUCCCGAAUCAAUCACAAGUCAAUCAACUGUCGCGUCCAUGGAGAUCCAGGCCCAGUUCACAGACAUACUUACACUCUUGCGUGACCAGAACGAAAAAAAUACCGAGCGCGACCUGCUACAAACUGACAGUGUGCGAUACCUAAACGAGCUCAAUACUUGGCUUGAGACCUUUGUCAACGGCGGGACUUCCCAGAUCCAGGUGCUGUCUACUACAUUGCAGCAGGUUCUUCAUUCGCUAGGAGUGAUCGCUUCUCAAGACGGUAGCACAAUACCUGGUCUAUUCCACGACGUACAAGAUCAAGCACAAAGAGGCAACCAGGACGCCACUCUGCAGACCUCUUUGAAUAACGCUAUUGGACUUCGCAAUUGUCAAGGUGGUGCUUCAGACCCGAUAUCUCCUCAAGCCAUAGUCGAACUUAUAGAACGGCAACGGCAAGAUCAUGAGGGUCUUAUGCGAUUGCUCACCAACGAAUUGUCCAACGAAAUCAAGGGCGAACGACUGCGAUUCGUAGAAGCCAUGAAAGAGGCUACUGCGAUCAAUGUACAGACUCACGUAGAAGAAUUCAAGAAGGAGCUGAAGCGCGAGGUUCAUGGAAUGACGCAGGAAGUUGGACGAUUACACCAGGAAAAGCAAAGCAUUGAGAACCAGAUCGCCGAUCUCUUUGCUUUCUACUCCAAGCAGGCAAAGAAUGGCAGCAUUCCGGUGAGUGGGUCGAAGCCUUUGUUUGCGCUUGUUCGAAUUAAUCGCAACCCACGUUCUUCCAGUCUGGGUCAGUUCCUGCUUUUGAACAGGCCCUCUCAAAUUACUCUACCCCGCAAAGAGGUCGCGGUGUUGGAGGUCUUCGAACGCCGCAACCAAGCCCCGAGCGUCGCCGGAGAACCGGAUCCUGAUUUUGGACUACUUGAUGUAUCUUCCUCACAUACAAGGCUUACUUAUUAGUCCGAGCCAUAGG